Molecule: messenger RNA, 1161 nt
Organism: Lasiodiplodia theobromae
Lineage: Eukaryota; Fungi; Ascomycota; Dothideomycetes; Botryosphaeriales; Botryosphaeriaceae
Product: Oxoglutarate/iron-dependent oxygenase
Exons: 1
Coding region: 1-1161 (386 amino acids)
Biological process (GO): DNA repair
Source: RefSeq, a predicted model, not a curated record
AUGUCGAAGAAACGGACCCUGGACAGCUUUUUUAAGCCCUUGUCGCAACACAACAUCGCACCCUCACUUGUCACUGGUCCAGCAUCAUCGUCCACGAUAUCCACCAAGAAACAACGUGUCAACGUCAGCUUCGACCAUCCUGCCGAUCGCUCGCAUGAGCUGCCCUCCACUCACCCAACCUACCCUUUCCCCAUUCCUCUCCUCCCCGCCUCUGUCCUCUCCGCUCUUGGCCCGCCCAGCUCCGCCCAGACCGAACUGGCAGCGAGUAAAGACAAUGGCAAAAACACCGAACCAUCUCCUGAUCCCUCUUCAUCUGCCCUGACCAACUCCAACGCCACCUGCCCCGCCUCUAUCGGCCACCCCAUCAACGACCAACCCUAUCUAGACCUUGUCUACUAUGAACCAUUCCUACCCCGCUCCGCCGCCAACGCUCUCUUCUCCUUUCUGCGCACCUCCCUCCCCUUCUACCGCGUGCGCUACCGCAUCCAACGAGGCGGCAUCGACACGCAGAUCAACACGCCGCGGUACACGACCGUCUUCGGCGUCGACGAGUCGUCCCGCUUCGACGCCCUCUCCGGCCUCGUGACCGAACGGGAGUCGGGCAGGCCGGUGGCGAGGGACCGGUACGGAUGCCGACCCCGCCCGAUGCCCGAUUGCUUGGACCGGCUGCGGGUCGCUGUGGAGAGGGAGACGGGCGAGCGCUUCAACUUCUGUCUGGUAAAUUACUACGCCAGCGGCGAGGACAGCAUUUCGUAUCACAGCGAUGACGAGAGGUUUCUGGGCAAGGAUCCGGCCAUUGCCUCGUUGUCGCUGGGGGCGAGGAGGGAUUUUUGUAUGAAGAGGAAGCCACAACCAAAGGGCACGGUUGAAGGCGAGGAUGGGAAGAGUGGGAAAGCGGAGAAGCCGUUGAAGCUGGCGCUUGGUAGCGGAGACAUGGUUCUCAUGCGCGGGACAACGCAGGCGAACUGGUUACAUAGCAUUCCGAAAAGAAAGGGUGGGGAGAGCGGGAGGGGUAGGAUCAACAUUACGUUCAGAAGAGCGAUGGUCAGAGGGGGCACGGAGAAUUACUAUCAGUACAAUGUGGGAGAUGGGCCAGUGUAUAGGUGGGAUGAGGCGAAGGAGGAAAUGAGAGUUUGGGAGCCGGCCAAGGAGGACUCUUGA